This is a messenger RNA of Rubroshorea leprosula, 730 nucleotides long. The record is from the annotation of a GenBank genome assembly. NCBI's taxonomy places the organism in Eukaryota, Viridiplantae, Streptophyta, Magnoliopsida, Malvales, Dipterocarpaceae.
ACACGCUAUAAGUGAGUGAAUUGGGCACCACACCACACUCACGCAUUCGUCGAGCAGCUUGUGCGCAGUGCCCAAGUCACCAAUUUUUCCUCAUGAUAAUGUGUUCCUCUUCACCUCAAGAAACCGUCACUUCCUCCGCUUCUCAAUUGCAAUAGCAUCCUGUGAUGUACAACGGAGCUUUUUAAAUUGUUUCUUCGCAAAAGGUCUCCAUGGAAACCAGUCCCAAGAGGAAGGUCAAGUGCUCUGUUCUUCAACGUUAUUGCAACGGCGAGGAGAAUCAAGAAAUGGGUUUUGAUUCUAGCGUCGAUGUUGGUGCCGUUGCUGUGGGGAAUCUAGAAAUGGUGGGUUUUGGGGUUUCUUCUCCAAAAGACGGGCAGGAAACCAUGGAAACCAGUCCUAAGAAGAAGUUCAAGCGCUCUGUUCUUCAUCCUGAUUGUAACGUUGCGCAGAAUCGAGAAGUGGGUUUUGAAAAUGCCGCUUUUUCUGAUGUAAUUUCUAGGUCUUCUGAUGUAAUUCCCUUUCCAAGCAAAUCGCCUGGAAGAUAUGGAGAAGAUUAUCCAGAGCCUUUCCUCAGACAAAGUGAGAGAGAAACGGCAAAGUUGAUGGUGAACAGAAGUGACGAUAGAGGCUUCAUCGCCGUUUGCGUUUGUAGAAAGCGCAGAGUAAAUUCACUUUAAAAUUGAAAUUAAUGGGUUGAAGAAUGAAUUUGAAAUACACGAAUUUUUCUCUU